Schizosaccharomyces osmophilus is the source of this 1707-nucleotide messenger RNA. It is a transcript of the gene cid13, whose product is annotated as poly(A) polymerase Cid13. Lineage: Eukaryota; Fungi; Ascomycota; Schizosaccharomycetes; Schizosaccharomycetales; Schizosaccharomycetaceae. Bases 1 to 1707 code for a protein of 568 amino acids. The record is from RefSeq and is a predicted model, not a curated record. Gene Ontology annotation, biological process: RNA 3'-end processing. The transcript has a single exon. Gene Ontology annotation, molecular function: nucleotidyltransferase activity.
AUGAACGUGUCUUCCGUAAACGGUGGUUGUAAGCAUGAAACCCGUUCUAUUCAAUAUCGACGACGUAUUCCAUAUAGUUUAGGGACGGAUCCUUUACUUCCUGUAAACCCUCUAUCCUUACAACCGUUAUCUCACGUGGAUACAGAGCACCUAACGUCUCAGUUAAACGAGUUUUUUCAUACGAUUGUCUUGGACGAAGAUGGUGUUCAAAAACGAUAUCAAUUUGUCCGCAAGUUGGAAUCCAUACUCCAAAACAAAUGGCCUGAAAGAAAUAUUCAAACAGUUCUUUUUGGUUCCACCGAGUCUUUACUUGCAGACAAACACGCAGAUAUCGAUUUAUGUAUAUUGACUGAUCCAUCUCAACCGGCUCCUACCACUUGCGAAAUCUCUUCUGCUUUCGCUGAAAGCGGUUUGGAAAAAGUCGUAUGUAUUUCUACUGCCAGAGUUCCAAUCGUCAAAGUUUGGGACCGCGAAUUAAAUCUGUCAUGCGAUUGUAACAUUAACAAAACAAUUUCUACGAUCAAUACCAAGCUUAUGCAGACGUAUAUACUUUCUGACCCUCGAGUUCGAACUUUAAUUGUAAUGAUAAAAUACUGGGCUAAAAAGAGAUGUCUAAAUGACGCCGCCGAAAACGGCACCCUCACGUCGUAUACCAUCAGCUGUAUGGUUAUAAACUUUCUGCAGAAACGAAGCCCUUCCAUUCUCCCCAGCUUACAAAUGAUUCCCCAUUUGCAAACAAAUUUGACUCAAAAUGAAGGCUUGGAUGUUUCCUUUUGCGAAUUUCCCGAACUUGUUUUCGGAUUUGGGGAUAGAAACCACGAGUCUCUUGGUACUUUAUUCAUCGAGUUUUUCCGUUAUUUUGGUUACCUUUUUGAUUAUGAUCACUCCGUAAUAUCUGUGCGUCAUGGUACAAUUCUUUCAAAACGUGCCAAGGGUUGGCAAUUCCAACUAAAUAAUUGUUUGUGUGUGGAAGAGCCUUUUCGGAACUCUCGAAAUUUGGCAAAUACGGCGGAUGAUAUUACCGUCAAAGGAUUACAACUUGAAUUUCGUCGAGCUUUUCGUUACCUUAGUCAUAACGGUAACUUGAAUGAUGCGUGUUCACAGUUUGUAUUUCCUCCUAUAGAAAAUUCUUUGUCUAUGGAGAGCUAUGUUCGUGAAUUGCUCGCUGAAACAAACAGUACACCACUGGGUCCUGAAGCGAGCUUUUCGAAUUCGACUCCAGACUUUUCUCAUAUGAAUUGGUUUUAUGAUUCUUUUACUUUUAUGCCCUCUCCUUUCGUUACUACAACUUCAGCAAAUGCAGACAAUAACAAAUCUCUCCCUAUGAUACCUUGUACAUAUGUGGAUCCAUACGCCUAUGCUAAUUACAUGAAUAAUUCGAAUCACUUGCCGCCUUCUUACCUUGACCUUUAUGGAUUAAAUGGCCGAAUAGGUUAUCCAAAUCAUAAUCGAUUCCAUGAUGAGAAAGCUGACUGGAAUCCUCGCGAUACAAAGCAUUCCAAUCAUUUCCGUAGAAAUACUCGAAAUCACAAGUCAAGAAAAAAGAAUCAAGGCGAAUCAUUCAACUUUACUUCGGAGGCUGUCCAUAUGCCAUCCAAGGAUGGUCGUAAUAUUCCGUCAAACCCAUCUACUACUUCCCAUGCCCCUUCUCCUCAUCAUAUACAUAAACAACCGAUCCUUCAACCUAUUCCUGCUUUCAAAGGUUAG